AUGCGCUACAUUGCACUCUGCAUUCCGCUCAUCAUUGCCUCUAUGGCCUUUGCUCUUGUCACUGGUGCAGAGGCCCGCACUCUGCCCGACCAGUCCCCUGCCUCUUCUGGACUUUCCCGUCGUGGCAACACCGUCUCUGUACCGGGAGCCAACAACUUCGUCGUUGGCAGCAUCUUUGGCGAGCCCCCGAAGACGAGGCACUACAACUUCGUUGUCUCUGAGAUGAAAGGCGCUCCUGACGGCUUCACCAAGAACAUGCUCGUCGUCAACGGACUGUUCCCUGGUCCCACUAUCGAGGCCAACCAAGGCGACCGCCUCGUCGUGCAUGUCACCAACCACAUGUCGAACAGGACAACUAUUCACUGGCAUGGCAUACCUCAGAACGGCACAAACUACUAUGAUGGCACAGCAGCGGUCACAGAGUGUGGUAUCCCACCUGGCCAGUCGCUUACUUACGACUUCUCCCUCGAUACAUUCUCAGGCACAACUUGGUGGCACCCUAACGGACUCUGGUAUUUAGUGGACACGCAGUAUACCGACGGUAUCGAAGGCGCGCUCAUCGUCCAUCCGCGGUCCUACCCUCGCAAGUUUCCGACCUGGGACGAAGAUCUCGUUGUCGAGCUGGCCGAUGUGUACCAUACAUUUAGCACCACCAUUGCAUCCCAAAUCCUCUUUGGUGGUGGUACCUUGAACCCACUCCAACUCGAGGUUUCGGACAGCGGCGCCAUCAAUGGCAUCGGUCAAUACAACGGUAGUACCCGCUACUUUGACUUUGAUCUGAAGCCCAACAAAACCUACCGCCUGCGCCUCAUUAACGAAGGCUCUGCGGCACAAAUUCGUUUCUCUAUCGACUACCAUGCGCUGACGGUCAUCGAAGCCGACAAUACGCUCACGGAGCCCUACACAGUCUCUGAUCUCACGCUCGGAGUUGCGCAACGCUACUCAGUGCUGAUCACCACAAAUCAGACGGCUGAGCCUGAGGGAAAUUACUGGAUGCGCGCCGGGCUCAUAAACGAAACUUUUGUUGCGGGUGUCAACACGGACAUCCGUGGGAUCAUUAGAUACGGCAACAGCAAGUCUACGCCAACGACGUCAACGGAUCCUGGCGUGCCGGGAUCGGGUCUCUCCGACCUCAAUCCCGCGCUUCUUGCCCCCGCCAUCGCCACGACUCUGCCAGAUAGCACCAAGUUCUACAACGUCAACUUUACUGUUGGCCCCAGGACCGGCGGUGGAACGAUUGCCACCAUGAACGGCACGAGCUGGGAGCCGCUCUCAGGCACUUCAACUCUGCUGCAGAUUCUAGAAGCGGCCAAGAAAGGCCAGACGUUUGCUCCCGAGGGCCCUAGUUUGGAGUUAGGGAAUCAGCUUAUUAUCACAGAGAACUCGAUCCAGGUCGUAGAUCUUUUGCUGGUGAACGUAGGCUUCGGAAUACAUCCGUUCCACCUUCACGGCCAUAUGCCGUACAUCCUGGGCUUCGGCAACGGCACAUACGACGGGACAGGACUAAACACUGUAAACCCGAUAGCCCGGGACACUUAUGAGGUCCCCAGCAACGGCUGGCUUCUGGCGCGGUUCGUUACCGAUAAUCCCGGAAUUUGGACCAUCCACUGCCAUAUUGCUUGGCACAUGCAGGCCGGUCUGCUUAUGCAGAUCAACAGUCUGCCGUCCAAGUCGGCGAAGUUCAAUAUUCCGCCUGCUAUCCUCAGUCAGUGUGGCGUUUGA
Molecule: messenger RNA, 1722 nt
Organism: Phanerochaete carnosa HHB-10118-sp
Lineage: Eukaryota; Fungi; Basidiomycota; Agaricomycetes; Polyporales; Phanerochaetaceae
Exons: 17
Coding region: 1-1722 (573 amino acids)
Molecular function (GO): copper ion binding; oxidoreductase activity
Source: RefSeq, a predicted model, not a curated record